UCCGGUUCGGUGAGUGGCGGCGGGAAGCUGGGGGAGGGGUGAGGAUGGAGGGAGCUUGGGCCGGGAGGCAGUGCGGGCCCGGGCCCGGCAGCCUGGGCUGGGCUGGACGGAAGCGGGGACGGCUGUGGGGACGGCGCUUUUUCCUCUGCCCCGCCCCCUGGGACCACCUCCCCUCACCCCUGCUGUCUGCCGGCCGCGAUCUGGCCGGUGGCCGUUAGUUAGGUUUCCCGAGGCCGUUCCUUGAGGCCUCUUUCUCCGGGGUCGAGGAGAGGCCGUCUCCCUAAGGUCACGGCCGGCCCCAUCUCAGCACCCAGCCCUACGUGUGAGGAAAAGGCCGGUUGGGAUUUCGGGGCUUUCCCGCCAGAGCAGGUUUUCUCUCAGGGGAAAGCUGUUUUCACCAGGAAGCUCCGCUUUUCUGUUAUACCUGCUUCACCUCCCGCCUUCCUUGAGACCUGAAAGAUAUUUCUCGACUACUUCUGCGUGUCACGUAAACAUUUCUCCAACUCUUUUUACUCUGUGGUGUCUCCCCGAGAUGUCAUACCGCUAGUGCCACCACCAGAGAGAAACGUCCGGACCCUCCUCCUGCCCAGGUUAUGAAAAUCCCCUUAACCGCCACCGUUUGCUUACCUGGCUCAUCGCCUUCUGGACUUUGUAUCUUUGCUGAAGUCAGUGAUGUGAAAAUACCUGACAUGGAUGAUACUGCUGAUAGGAUGAGGAUGGAUGCUGGAGAAGUAACUUUAGUGAACCACAACUCUGUAUUCAAAACCCAUCUCCUGUCACAAACAGGUUUUCCAGAGGACCAGCUUUCACUUUCUGACCAUCAGAUUUUACCUUCCAGGCAAGGAAAUUUGGACCGAUCGUAUACUUGUUCUACAAGAAGUACAGCUUAUCCAAAUUAUUAUUCAGGAUUCUUUGUCAGCAAGAUGAGAUCUCCUCCCCUAAAAAGACACAACCCUUCCUCAGACAGUUUUCUUGGCUCAGGAGACCUAAGAACCUUUGGCCAGAGUGCAAAUGGCCAGUGGAGAAAUUCCACUCCAGCAUCAGGUUCAACUUUACAAAAAUCAAGAAACAGCCGAAGUCUUUACCUCGAAACCCGAAAGACCUCAAGUGGAUUAUCAAACAGUUUUACAGGAAAGUCAAACCAUCACUGUCAUGUGUCUGCAUAUGAAAAAUCUUUUCCUAUUAAGCCUGUUCCAAGUCCAUCUUGGAGUGGUUCAUGUCGUCGAAAUCUUUUGAGCCCCAAGAAAACUCAGAGGCGACACAUUAGUACAGCAGAAGAGACAGUUCAAGAGGAAGAACGAGAGAUUUACAGACAGCUUCUACAGAUGGUCACAGGGAAACAGUUUUCUGUAGCCAAACCCACCACACACUUUCCUUUACACUUGUCUCGGUGUCUUAGUUCCAGUAAGAAUACUUUGAAAGACUCACUGUUUAAAAAUGGAAACUCUUGUGCAACCCAGAUCAUUGGCUCUGAUACUUCAUCAUCCGGAUUGGCCAGCAUUUUAACUGCCCAGGAACAAUUGUCCCACAAUGUGUUUUCCAUAUCAUCUUAUACCCCAGAUGUUGUUGCAUUUGGAUCCAAAGAUUCUGAUCCUCUCCAUCAACCCCAACAUCACCACUCUCUUUCACAUCAGCCAGAUAACUUACCAGCUUCAAAUACACAAUCUGAAGGAUCAGACUCUGUGAUUUUACUCAAAGUGAAAGAUUCCCAGACUCCAACUCCCAGUCCUACUUUUUUCCAGGCAGAGCUGUGGAUCAAAGAAUUGACUAGUGUUUAUGAUUCUCGAGCACGGGAAAGAUUGCGCCAGAUUGAAGAGCAGAAAGCACUGGCAUUACAGCUUCAAAACCAGAGACUGCAGGAACAAGAACAUUCAGUACAUGAUUCAGUAGAAUUGCAUCUUCGUGUGCCUCUUGAAAAGGAGAUUCCUGUCACGAUCGCCCAAGAAACAGGAAAAAAAGGUCAUAAAUUAACGGAGAGCGAAGAUGAAUUUCCUGAAAUCACAGAGGAAAUGGAGAAAGAAAUAAAGAAUGUAUUUCGUAAUGGGAACCAGGAUGAAGUUCUGAGUGAAGCAUUCCGCUUGACCAUUACACGCAAAGAUAUUCAAACUCUAAACCAUCUGAACUGGCUCAAUGAUGAGAUCAUCAAUUUCUACAUGAAUAUGCUGAUGGAGCGAAGUAAAGAGAAGGGAUUGCCAAGCGUGCAUGCAUUUAAUACCUUUUUUUUCACUAAGUUAAAAACGGCUGGUUAUCAAGCAGUGAAACGUUGGACCAAGAAAGUGGAUGUCUUUUCUGUUGACAUUCUUUUGGUGCCCAUUCACCUGGGAGUGCACUGGUGUCUUGCUGUUGUAGACUUUAGAAAGAAGAAUAUUACCUAUUACGACUCCAUGGGUGGGAUAAACAAUGAAGCCUGCAGGAUCCUCUUGCAAUACCUGAAGCAAGAAAGCAUUGACAAGAAAAGGAAAGAGUUUGACACCAAUGGCUGGCAACUCUUCAGCAAGAAAAGCCAGGAAAUUCCACAGCAGAUGAAUGGAAGUGACUGUGGCAUGUUUGCCUGCAAAUAUGCUGACUGCAUUACCAAAGACAGACCAAUCAACUUCACACAGCAACACAUGCCCUACUUCCGGAAGCGGAUGGUCUGGGAAAUCCUCCAUCGAAAGCUCUUGUGAAGACUGUCUCAAUUAGCAAACGUGGACUUGUGGGAGACCAGCUCUUUGUUGUCUACGGCCAGAGACCUUGGAAACAGCUGCUCCCAACCCUCUGUUCUUGUAAAGUCCUUGAUCCUGGACCAGGCCCUGGAGAGAUGCACUCACAAGCACAUCUGCCUUUCCUUUUGUAUCUCAGAUACUAUUUUUGCAAAGAAACUUUGGUGCUGUGAAAGGGGUGAGGGACAUCCCUAAGCUGAAGAGAGAGACUGCUUUUCACUUCUUCAGUUCUGCCAUCUUAUUUUCAAAGGGCUCCAGCCUCACUCAGUCUCUAAUUAGGGGCCUGAGAGAAGCUUGGAAAGACUCUUGAUUUCAUGUAAACUCUUGUUGUUAGGCCUUACUAAGAGGUAGGAAAGGACGUGGGCAAAAAGGUAGGGAUGAAAACCACCAGCAUAUACACGCACACAUACAUAAACACAGGAUUUUCAAGAUAUGUCACUGGGAAAGUGACUGUAAACUGGACUUUGGGGCACCUGCGUAAUUCCCUCCUCCAGGACUUUUCCUAUUUAUAUGCCCCUUUGUAAAAUCCGUCUGCUUCUGUACAAGGCUGUUUUAUCAUCUGUAGCUUCUUCCUCUCCUGAGGCACAACACGUGAGCCCUGGAUGGACCCCAAAGUCCCAGGCAGUCCUUUCCUUAAAAGCAGAGGCUUGCAUGUGCUCACAACACAUGAUAUGGGGAAGACCCACCCAGGGAGCGGUUUAGUGGAGCGACAAGGCACCACUUUUACUGCUACCUACUUCUGACCAAGAAGAAGGACCUCAGUCUUUAGCAUAAAAUUCCAGCAUUGGAUGAAUGCAGGUCUAGUUUGGUCUGUGGCUAGCUAGUUUAAAUAUGUUUCUAACCACAGAGAAUUUAAUAUAUAUAUAUAUUUCACAGGGAUAUGUUUUUGUUUUUUUUUUUGAAGGCUGAAUGUGUUCACCAUUUUAGCCUGUAGGUUUAUUACCAUUUUCCAAAUUUAGCUCCAGCACGCACAGAUCCCAGCCCCUAUGUGUAGGGUGUUUGUGGACUUCCUAACAGAAUAUUUUGAUUCCUGGAUGGAUUUGGCUUAGGGGUAGAGGUUACAGAGGGAGGCGAGAUUUUCAACUGGAAAACGGGUGGAAUUUGUACUGAUCAACCUGAGAAUGAAAAACUGCUAUUCCUUUUGUUCUAUGUGGCAUCUCCCCACCCUCUGAGCGCUCCUCAGGCUAGAUAGUGAAAUGAUCCAAUGCCAGUGUCAUUUUGUACUUAAGUUCCAAAAUAGGAACAUUUUAUACUUUUUUCUGUAUUGUAAUAGGUAGUUUUGUACGAAAUCUUUUCUUCUCUUCCCAUGUACCUCAUCCUUUCCAACAUUGUGCUUUCUCCCUGGGCUUAUUUGAAAAUUUUACUCUGUUUUAUAUCAAGCUUGUUUAGUACAUUUUUCUAUGUGUUACCACAGGUUACAAUUUGAAAAGAAAACUAUUUUUUUUAAAUAUUCCAUUGUUAACUGAAUGUUACUGUUUUCCACUCCAGCAACUAGAUGUCCUACGUUUUUCAUACUGCCUGCCUUUAGGGGGAAGACCACCUUUUGUUUGUUUGUUUUCUUUUUUUUUCUUCUUUCUUUCUUGCCUGUUUUGUUUUGUUCUGUUUUGUUUUGUUUUGGGUUUUUUUGGUGUUUUCUAUAGGAAAUAAAUAGCUUUCUAUAUAUGA
Orcinus orca (killer whale) is the source of this 4367-nucleotide messenger RNA. It is a transcript of the gene SENP1, whose product is annotated as SUMO specific peptidase 1. Lineage: Eukaryota; Metazoa; Chordata; Mammalia; Artiodactyla; Delphinidae. Gene Ontology annotation, biological process: protein desumoylation. Gene Ontology annotation, cellular component: nucleus. The record is from RefSeq and is a predicted model, not a curated record. Bases 594 to 2666 code for a protein of 690 amino acids. The transcript is spliced from 19 exons. Gene Ontology annotation, molecular function: deSUMOylase activity.